AGUGGGCCGUGGUGGUUUUGUAGUGAUUUGUAGUGAUCUGCGAUGGUCUGUAGUGGGCCGUGGGGGUUUUAUAGUGAUUUCUAGUGGUCUGCGAUGGUCUGUAGUGGGCCGUGGUGGUUUUGUAGUGAUUUGUAGUGGUCUGUGAUGGUCUGUAGUGGGCCAUUUCUGUUUAGACAGGAUAACGCAUUGCUCAUAAACUAAAUAGUGAUAAAUAGUCAUAAAUAGUGAACCUACACUAUCCACCUAUAUGGUAGAUGGGCAUUAUAAAAGCAAAAAAGGGCCAGUGAAUGCACAUCUCGGAAAUACAUUUCCCACAAGCCCCAGUCGGACGCUGUUAGCCGGCGGCAGCUUUGUAAUGCUGCAAUCACAUGAGCUUUGUUAUUGUAGCAGGAGCUGUAAUGUCUACUCACACAGAAACUCGGAGAAGAGCAACCAACAUCGACCACGAGAAUGAAGAGCUUUCAUGGGACCAUGGUAGUGUCAGAGACUAUGCUGGUAUUACUGGUUAUCCCUGCGGCUCCUGUUGUGAUCAUGUGUGUGGAAAUGACCAGCAAGUCAGUACCACUGACUGCCACCUGCAUUUGCCCUGCUGCCUUUACACACACAAAUACAAAAACAAAGGACAUAGCACACACACAGCUAAUGAAACAUGGGAAGAAGUAACAUGUAGUAAGACCACUAUAAGUGCCGAAAAUGAGGUGGAGGCACAAAAGCUUGCCAAUAAUUACAAGUUCGGAUUCAGAAAGUGGAAAAGUCAUGUGACUGAGCGACCCUUUGAGGACAGAUCCGAUAUUGUGAAGGAGCUCUACUCAGAGCUCAGCAUCAUUAAACCAAACACAGGCUCUUUAUGUACAUGUGGCAAUGUUUUGUAUAUAUUUUUAUUCGGUUGGUGGAUCUCUCUGGUGUACCUUCUCGUUGGUAUCAUGAUGUACAUCACCAUUAUUGGAGCCCCUCAUGGUAAAUUGUGCUUCAGACUGUCCCGUUACUUUCUGUGGCCAUUUGGAAAAGCAAUACAGAAGGCAAGUCGUGCACCAUCAAAUGUCAGUGUGAAAGUCCGCAAUGAUUUACUAGGUGAAGUGGAUGAGGGGAAGGCAGUCUCCCCCCUACUGAGGUCCACCACAUUGAUGGAGAACAUAGAGGGCUCAUCUGGGCCUCCAGAGCAGCUCUGCUGGAAUCAUCUGAGUGUGUAUGUGUGGGUGCUGAUGGGAUACCCUCCUCUGGUUGUGGCUCAUGGCAUGUUGUGUAUACUCUCCUGGCUCUUGGUCAUCACCAUCCCUGUGGCCAAAAUGAGUAUCCGAACCCUGAGCAAUGUCUUACUAAUGCCCCCUGAGCAAGUUCUCAUAAAUGAUGCCACUGGGGAAGGCGAAGGUCAAGCCAUUCUGUGCUGCUACCAUGCAGUGAAUAUCUACUACUACAAGUACACGGUUGAUGGAAUCAAUGUUUUUGCUGUCAGUAUCCUUCUAAAUUCAGCAAAUAAAAGUGGUGUGGAUUGGAAGGAAGGUUGCUGCAUACACAUGGGCAACCAGUUUGUUGGUGCCGAGGUUAAAUUCACCACUGCAAUAGGUUCACUCAUCCCGUUGUCCUACUAUAUUGGAAUGGGGAUAGCCAGUAUUUCAGCUCAGAGUAACUUUGCAGUCGGUGCAGUGGUCAAUGCCACUUUUGGCUCUAUCACCGAGCUUACCUUUUACAUCACGGCCUUGCUUAGGGGUCAUUACCAGGGCACCAACUGCCUAGAGGAGAUUGUAAAAGCAGCAUUGACCGGGACAUUGCUUGGAUGCAUACUGUUCAUCCCGGGGAUAUGUAUGAUCAUUGGAGGGCUGAAACACAGGGAGCAGAGGUUUAAUAGCCGCUCAGCUGGAGUCAGCUCCUCUCUACUUUUCAUAUCUGUUGGAGGUGUGUUUGCUCCCACACUCUUCUCUAAAGCUUAUGGGAAUCUGGUGUGUGAAGACUGCACUAACUCCUCUGGGACCAACAGUAGCAAUGGGACUUUCACCUGCAGGAACUGCCACUAUGACCUGAUUGAAAACAACUACAGCCUGUUUCAUAGCCAUAUAGCACCCCUGGUGUACACAGUGUCAGUUCUGCUACCGGUGGCCUACAUCAUCGGCCUUCUGUUCACUCUGAAGACUCAUUCACACAUCUAUGACAUUCAUGUUGGUGAUGGAAGUGCAGAGGCUCAUCCAGGUGCAGUGGUGCACUGGUCUCGCUGGAGAGCUCUGCUCAUUCUGAUCAUCGCCACAGUGCUCAUGUCCUGUUGUGCUGACCUCAUCACAGAGCACAUCCAUUCUAUACUGACCCACCCAAACAUCUCCCAGUACUUUAUAGGUGUGACAGUUUUGGCCAUGGUUCCUGAAAUACCAGAGAUAGUCACUGGUAUACAGUUUGCUCUUCAGAAUAAUAUCAGCUUGAGUUUAGAAGUCGGGCGCUGCAUUGCAGUUCAGGUGUGCAUGAUUCAGAUCCCCAUACUGAUCCUGUUCAAUGCCUUUUACGAUGUUGGCUUUCUGCUCAUCUUCAGUGACUUGCAUCUGUGGGCCAGCAUCUUCAGCGUCAUCCUUGUCAACUACAUCUUCAUGGACGGAAAGUCUGAUUACUUUCAAGGUACAGCUCUCGUGGUCGUGUAUCUCAUCCUCCUUGCUCUCUACUUCUUUGCUCCUUCACCAGCAGGUUGUUAAUAAGAAGACUAGUCUGCUCUCUUUUGCACCUUCUCUGUACUAAAUGAACAUUUAAAGUGCUUCUGCAUUAAUACAUCAUCACACGGCUACAUUUUGAAUUGCCACUGAUAUACAAAAUUAAUUACAGUAAAGUUAGUUAAAAUUAAGGUACAAUUAAACAUGUAUUUGCAUAAAUUGUUACUGAGGUUAUUUAGUGAGAUUUUGUUUUCUAAAAUGUACUGCGCUGUGCUGAAUUAACUGCUUAAAGUGUUCUGUAUGAUACACAGUGAUGUUAUUGGAUCUCCCAAUACAUUACAUUGUUUUGCAUUCUUGUCACCAUCUGUGUUAUUCAUUAAGCUUAGAUUUAAACAUGAGUGUCGCGUGUGUGUGUGUGUGCAUGGGCACGCGUGUAAUCUGCAUUUCAUAAACAGAAAUUUCAAUACAGCACCAUGGCCAUUAUUUAUGUACAAACCCGCUACCAAUAGCACAUGGUAUAAAGUUUUGUAAAACUGUUUAUUGGUUAAAAACUUCUGCACUUAAGAUUGUUUAAGCAAUAUGAUGUCGACACUGUUUUCUGUCUUGCGUGCAAAAGUGUAGGGAAGCAAAUAUGUAUCACUAUUUUUAAAUAUUUGAUGUGGUAUUUAUUUUAUUUUUUAAAAAUGUUUUUUAAUCAUAAGCUAAUAUAUUCAAGUAGUAAUAAUGACAAAUUGAAAAAUUAUUUUUGUCUUUUGCAAUUAAAAGAAAUUCAGUAUAAUAAAUUAAUAUCAGCAAUGAUUUAGUGGUUCUUGGAGGUGAAUUAAUUUAUAUAAUUUGUCAACUGGGAUUUUGCAAAACAGCAUUAUGUAAGAGCUAUUACAUUUUUUCUUCCAUAUCUCCCCCUCCUUCUCCCUCAGUCUCACAAGAGGUCUGUCAUCAUAAUUGAUUUUAAAAGACUUCCUGCUGCUUAUGGGAAAUAUUGUCUACAUCACAUUAUUAUAUGUUAAUUAUAUACCCUUGGACAAACUACUACACAAGUACCAUGUACAAAUAUGGGAAAUUGGCAACAUACAACCUAUUUAGGGUCUCCGGUAUACUUUAUUUAACUUUAGGCAAGCAAUAUCUUAUGGGAAGAAGGUACGGUCAGGUCUAUAAAUAUUUAGACAGUGACAAAGUUAUUAUUUUAGCGGACUCCCACAGUAUAUUGGGAUUUAAAUAAUGAAUGACAACCUCAAAGUGCAGAGUUUCUGCUUUAAUUUGAGGGUAUUAUUAUCCAAAUCGGGUUAAGGCUGUAGGAAUUACAGCACUUUUUAUAUGUGGUCCAUCCAAUUGGUUGCUCAGCUUUUCCAUGUCCAGGUGUGUGUUACUCUCUCAUUAUUUCACUUACAAGUAAGCAGAUAAAAGGUCUAAAGUUGAUUUGAAGUGUGACAUUUGCAUUUGAAAUCUGUUACUGUUAACUCUCACAAUAUUAAGUCCAAAGAGCUGACACUCAGCUCUGAAGCAAGCCAUCACUGGGUUGAAAAAUCAAAACAAACCCAGCAGAAAUAAAUCAUCUAUUUGGUGCAUUCCUUGCCCGAUGAAGAGAGAAAUCCUUCACAACAUUUGGCCAGAUCAAGAAUUGCCUACAGGAGGUAGGUGUAUCUAUGUCAAAGUCAAGAAUCAAGAGAAGCCUUCACCAGAGUAAAUAGAGAGGGUUUACCACAAGAUGUAAACCAUUGGUAAGCCUCAAAAUCAGGAGGAACCAAUUAGGCCAUAUACUGUGGUAGACAUCUAAAACAACAGUAACUUUGUCAAUGUCCAAAUUUUUAACAACCUGUCUGUAUUAAAGUGGAGGAUAAAUUCUAUAGAUUUACAGAGCAGGGUCCAUCAAUGCUUUCUACUUGCCAUUUCCUUUAUUUUCUUUAAUAACUUAUUUAAUUUUUUUUUUUUUUUUACAAAUAUGAUUAAGUAUGUGGGGGCACGGUGGCUUAGUGGUUAGCCCGUUUGCCUCACACCUCCAGUGUUGGGGUUUGAUUCGUGCCUCCACCCCGUGUAUGCGGAGUUCGCAUGUUCUCUCCGUGCUUCGGGGUUUUCCUCCAGGUACUCCGGUUUCUUCACCCGGUCCUAAGACAUGCGUUGAAGUCUGAUUGGCAUUUCCAAAUUGUCUGUAGGGCGUGUGUGUGUUUGUUCUGCAAUGGGUUGGCACCCCGUGCAGGGUGUCCCCCGCCUUGUGCCCCAGGUCCCCCUGGGACAGGCUCCAGGCUUCCUGCGACCCUGUGUAGGAUAAGCGCUAUGGAAAAUGGAUGGAUGGAUUGAGUAUGUAAGCAUAAAAUUUGACCAAAAGCUAAUUUUUCCUUAUGAUGUUUACUUUAUCUGAUAUCUGAUAUAUGAUUUUGAACAAUGUACAUCAACAAACAUUUUUAAAAUGUACAAUGGGGUCCAAAAAUAAAAGACCGCUAAUGAAAAUGCUUAAAUUUUGCUUUGUUUUCUAAUUUAUUACAAAUUGCCAGCAAAGUGGUGGUGAAUCUUUGAAAUAUUUACAUGAAGCAUAGAACCAUUUUGCACGGACUCCACAUGUUUGUGUAAAACCUAAAAAUCUGAACACGUGCUUCAGUGGAACUGGUAAGACUCAAGGAAAAUCUGACUAUUCGUAAAAAGGGGUCAACAUGUUCAAGAUCAUACAUUUAAACAGAGAUCUUCUUUGUUUUAAAAUUUUCAAUUCUAAACUUUCUGUUCCCAGAUUUUCACUGUACAUAGCAGUACCUAAAAAGAUUUUGUAU
This is a messenger RNA of Ictalurus furcatus (blue catfish), 5386 nucleotides long. It is a transcript of the gene cax2, whose product is annotated as cation/H+ exchanger protein 2. Gene Ontology annotation, molecular function: calcium:proton antiporter activity. Lineage: Eukaryota; Metazoa; Chordata; Actinopteri; Siluriformes; Ictaluridae. Bases 369 to 2672 code for a protein of 767 amino acids. Gene Ontology annotation, biological process: intracellular calcium ion homeostasis; calcium ion transmembrane transport. Gene Ontology annotation, cellular component: endomembrane system; membrane. The record is from RefSeq and is a predicted model, not a curated record. The transcript has 20 exons.